AUGGGAGAAAGAGAUGGAGAAUGUCUUAAAAUCGUCCGUUUUCCUCCUCUUUUUCUUUCGUACUUAGCCACCGAUAAACGUCAAUUGCCUAAUGCUCUGGCAUUUCAAAUAUUACCUUUGAUUGUCUCUUUUGGAAUUAGCCAUUUUUUGAUUUUUUUUUCUUUUGCUGUCCUCUUUCUUCCCUAUCGAAUUCUGCCCUUCUUUCUCCUCUGUCUUCAACGUCAAUUAUCAAAUCUUCCGACGCAUUUCUCCUUAUUCUAUGAUUUAGAUUAUUGUCUUUCUUUUUCGACACAUUCUUUCCCCCCUUCUCCUCGGUCUCUCGUGUCGUUCAAUAUCACCGCCGAUUACGUCAUUGUUCUAUUGCUCCUCCUCUCUCAUCUUUAUCAUAUUCUCUCACUUCAUCCCUCUUCAACACCUGUUCUUUUCAUCUCUUACCCCUUUCUCCUCAUUUUCUCCUCCGUCUCCCCGUCAACUUUUUAUCCUUCUUCUUUUUCUGCUGCUGCUAAAUUUUCCUACCCUUUUCUUUUUUAA
Acanthosepion pharaonis is the source of this 531-nucleotide messenger RNA. NCBI's taxonomy places the organism in Eukaryota, Metazoa, Mollusca, Cephalopoda, Sepiida, Sepiidae. The record is from the annotation of a GenBank genome assembly.